Betta splendens (Siamese fighting fish) is the source of this 3854-nucleotide messenger RNA. Its product is annotated as phytanoyl-CoA hydroxylase-interacting protein-like. The coding region runs from base 661 to 1797 and encodes 378 amino acids. Gene Ontology annotation, cellular component: cytoplasm. The record is from RefSeq and is a predicted model, not a curated record. Gene Ontology annotation, molecular function: protein binding. Lineage: Eukaryota; Metazoa; Chordata; Actinopteri; Anabantiformes; Osphronemidae. The transcript is spliced from 5 exons.
CAUGCCGGAGAGGCGUUGGGAUGACGUUGCACGCGGAACGGGGAAGAACGAGCGUGUGUAUUUACCCGGUUCGAAUAGAGACUUAACCCGAAGAGAGGGACGCGGGACUAAUCUGGUUACAUAACAUGCCAUUGAAUUUGCGAGCCGUCUCUGCAAUAAUCCGCUAAACUGCGUUCUGCCGUCCCGCGGCGGAUGCGACGCACGCACGCGUCGACGGGGCGCACGCACACUUGUGGCUCCCACGACGCAGAAGCGCCGCAAACGAGAAGCGCCGCAAACGAGAAGCGCCGCAAACGAGAAGCGCACGGGGGGGGGGGCGUUAUCUUUGAGCUCCGCGGCCACGUUCACGCAUCUGCAGAAGCUGCGAUGCCUCACGUCGCACAGUCGAACUGGCGCCGUGUGCUGUUCGCGCCCGUGACGACGCAUCUGACGCGCCACUAGCCGCACCACCCAGGAGACGGAGCGGAGCGGAGCGGAACGCGCAGAGGGGGGAGACUGACUGACUGACUGACUGGAAAGCGUUCCGCCGUUCUGGUUCUCCUCUCGUUUUGCUUGACGACCGCGAGCCAACGCCUGCCGCCGCCGCCGCCGCCGCCGCCGCUGCACGUCUCGCGGACGACGUUAAACCAGGAGCAGCAUCACCCAGACACUCGUGCAGAGAUGGAGGUUCCAGGCUUGGCGCACAACCUCACCAGCCCGUUAAGUCCCUGCGAAGGGAUGAUCAAAGACCUGAGCUUGGACACCCUACAGCUGUGCGAACGAGAUGGAAGUAAAUCCCAGGAUGGCAGUAUCUGUGAGAUGGAGGCGCUCCCCGUUCCCCAGAACAUCAAGAUCAGCAACAUUACGUGUGACUCCUUCAAGAUCUGCUGGGACAUGGAGGCGGGCAGCAAGGAGCGCAUCACACACUACUUCAUUGACCUGAACAAGAAGGAGAACAAAAACUCAAACAAGUUCAAACACAAGGAUGUCCCUACUAAACUGGUGGCCAAAGCAGUGCCCCUGCCCAUGACUGUCCGGGGCCACUGGUUCCUAAGCCCACGCACAGAGUACACAGUGGCUGUCCAGACAGCAUCAAGACAGACUGAUGGGGACUACUCGGUCUCAGAGUGGAGUGAAAUUAUAGAGUUCUGCACCGCUGAUUAUUCCACAGUGCAUCUAAACCAGCUGUUGGAGAAGGCAGAGGUCAUCGCUGGUCGGAUGCUGCCGUUCUCUGUCUUCUACAGGAACCAGAAUAAGGAGUACUUCGACCAUGCCAGGGAUGAGCAGGAGAACCGGAUGCUGCCCUCGGUGAAGGACAACAGCGGCAGCCACGGCUCGCCCAUCAGCGGGAAGCUGGAAGGCAUCUUCUUCAGCUGCAACACCGAGUUCAACACAGGCAAACCGGCGCAGGACUCCCCCUACGGUCGCCACCGUUUUGAAGUCCAGGCUGAUGCGCUCUUCAACCCCGACACCAGCCUGUACUUCGGAGACUUCUACUGUAUGUACACGGCCUACCACUAUGUAAUUCUUGUCCUGGCACCUAAGGGCUCCAGAGGAGACGAGUUCUGCAAGCAGAGGCUUCCCGCGCUCGACAUCACCAACAACCGCUUCCUCACCUGCAAGCAGAGUGAGGGCGACGGCGGUCUGGUGUUCCAUCACGCCCAGGACGUCAUCCUGGAGGUGAUCUACACGGAGCCCGUAGACCUCGCGUCGGGCACCGUGGCCGAGAUCAGCGGCCACCAGCUGAUGAGCCUGUCCACCGUCAACGCCAAGAAGGACCCCAGCUGCAAGACCUGCAACAUCAGCGUGGGGCGCUAGGGAGGACCUGAAUGUAGGAGAGGAGGGGGAGGAAUGGAGGUGACUGACUCCACACACACAGGAAGUCCACAUGCACUGAUAAAACAGACCAACACAUGCAUGAAGCAGCAGAUUUAAUAGGCUCCCAGACACUCACCGAGAACAUCAUUCCCAAAGAAGAGGAAACACUCCUGUCUCUUUCUCUUAAAAGGGUUGAACACAAAUAUCUACCAAUUAAGUCUGGGUCACCUAUAUCAUAGCUCCAUCAACACUGACCAAACCCUUUAACUGUACUAACACGGGCUGCUUCUGUCCACUCUCCUGUUAUUUAUUUCAAGCAGGUCUCCCAUAUUUUGAUAAUGAUUUUGCAUUGUUGUUAUUGAUAUGCUCCUAGUGUCCAACCAUCGGUGUGGACAAGCAUUUAGUGUUUCCACAUACACCAACUGUUUUUCUAUAAAUGUUUUGUUCUCAUGCAGCAGUAGACAUCCGACUGCUUCUCGCAUCCUGCCAGCGGCAAAGACUGCUACUACAAUUGUUUGAGGGCUGCAGCGUUGAUAGUCAUCUUACUUUAAACCAAAGGUAUAAAAACCAGACAGAAACUGCUGAUGUGUAUUCACCAAGUCGUCGAUGGUCAGAUGUGAACUACUCAUUUAUUCUAACCUUUAAAAAAAACAAAAAAAAAAACACUAGCAUGAUGCAGUUUUGUGCAGCAUGAGGAUGGAAGCUGUCAGUAACGUUACCAUGGCAACCUGUCUGCAACAGUCACUCUUAUUUGAUUGUAGUCAGUGGAGAGAAAGAACGUAGAACCAUAAACUGUGUUUAGCAGAAUACAUGUGAAAAAAUAUUUAUUUUUAUCGAUACAUUCAUAUAUAUAGCUAUAUAGAAAAUUAUAUAAACCAGAAGUGCACAAUGUUAAAAGCUCUGAUCAUUGACAACAAUGGCAUUUAGGGGAAAAUUAACUUCAUACAGGCAAAAUGGGGGAAAACUUCACAGCAUAAAAUAACUUGCACUAUGAUGCUAAGUUCACACAUUGAGGUGAACAUGUAAAUUGAACACUCACAAUUUGAGUUUCUAAUGCAUAUCAUAGCACAAUGUAGGACUAAAAUCUGACAUGCACAAACACUAUAGGCCUCAUUGCAUUUAAGCGUAAGUGUUUUGUUUUUUUCUGUUUCAAAUGCAGUUUCCACAUUAACUAUGGACAGAACUAAAAAUUGUAUUUUGGCAACAGGGGAAAAACGCAAAGUGCCAUAAUAUAAUAAUAUAAUAUAUAAUAUACGAUUAUGUAACUAACAUCAAGUAGCUACAGCUCUUCACACUUGACAUAAAUUAGUGCAUAACAUAACACUUGCUACAUCAGGUUUAUAAUAAGAUGCACCAUGGAUGACAAGGGAUGUGUUGUUGGGACUAAAAACUCAACGCAAUUGCUCUGCAUUUUAUCACGAUUGUCACCAAUAACUCACGUGACCUCUAUCAACAUAAUGAACAUGAAACUAGACCAGACUGACCGCCAGCAUCUGAGCUGUUAGGUUGGAUGCAAGUCCCACUGUGAGUAGGCUCAACUGCUUUUGGUUGAGUUCUGUUGUUUACUGAGCAGGGCCUCGAGUAGACGGAGCUUUGCUUUGAGGUUCUUAUACUGGCAGUACUCCUCCGCCAUCGGUCCACGGUCCUCCUUCUCACAAGCCCUGUUAAAAACACGCGGAGGAAAGAAGAUGCAAAACUUUGUAGUUUCCAAAACAAUCUGCAGCAGCUUCCAUUACUGGUAGAUAGUCCCUAUGUUGCCUUACUCAGAUAGCUUUGUACAGCGUGUAUUGUAAGGAUAAACUUACAGUAUUUACUUUGGAGGACUAACAUGUACAGUACAAACGAUGUGUACAGUUCAGAGCCAAUGUCUAUUUCGUCGUCUCUUUCCUGAGCUCUCUCUCUCUCUCUCUAUUAACUUUGUGGGUGUGCAUUACCAAGUCGUACCAUUACAAUGGAAUUUCUUUUGUGAAUGUUUUCUUUUUGUUUUUCACGAAGCAUUGUUGAAAACCAAAUGUUCCCAUUUAUUAAAAUACAAAAUAAAAUUCAAAUGCAUACCA